AUGGAGUCUCUUCUCUCUAGUUCUUCUCUUCUUUCCGCUGCUGGUGGUGGACUUUGCUGGAGGAAGCAGAACCUAAAGCUUCACUCUUUAUCAGAAAUCCGUUGUAAUUCGAGGAAAGUUGUAGCAAAACCGAAGUUUAGGAACAAUCUUGUUAGGCUUAAUGAUGGUCAAGAAUCCUCAUUUCUGUUGUAUCCGAAACAUAAGACGAGAUUCCGAGUUAAUGCCACAACGAGUCAGCCCGAGGCAUUCGAACCAAACAGCAAACGAAACACUCUUAGAGACUCGAUAGAUGCGUUUUACAGGUUUUCAAGGCCUCACACAGUUAUAGGCACAGUGCUUAGCAUUUUAUCUGUAUCUUUCUUAGCAGUAGAGAAGAUUUCUGAUAUUUCACCAUUACUCUUCACUGGCAUCUUGGAGGCUGUUGUUGCAGCUCUCAUGAUGAACAUAUACAUAGUUGGGCUAAAUCAGUUGUCUGAUGUUGAAAUAGAUAAGGUUAAUAAGCCCUAUCUUCCCUUAGCUUCAGGGGAAUAUUCUGUUAAAACCGGCAUUGCGAUUGUAGCUUCCUUCUCCAUCAUGAGUUUCUGGCUUGGAUGGAUUGUUGGUUCUUGGCCACUAUUCUGGGCUCUUUUCGUCAGUUUCAUUCUUGGUACUGCAUAUUCUAUCAAUUUGCCACUUUUAAGGUGGAAGAGAUUUGCAUUGGUUGCAGCAAUGUGUAUCCUCGCUGUUCGAGCUAUUAUUGUUCAAAUAGCCUUUUUCCUACAUAUUCAGACUCAUGUGUUUGGAAGGCCAGUCUUGUUCACGAGGCCUCUUAUUUUCGCCACUGCGUUUAUGAGCUUUUUCUCUGUCGUUAUUGCAUUGUUUAAGGAUAUACCUGAUAUUGAAGGUGAUAAGAUCUUCGGAAUCCGAUCUUUCUCUGUAACUUUGGGUCAGAAACGGGUGUUUUGGACAUGUGUUUCACUGCUUCAAACGGCUUACGCGGUUGCGAUUCUGGUUGGAGCUACGUCUCCUUUCAUAUGGAGCAAAGUCAUCUCGGUUGUGGGUCAUGUUGUUCUUGCAACAACCUUGUGGACUCGAGCAAAGUCUGUUGAUCUUAGUAGCAAAAGUGAAAUAACUUCAUGCUAUAUGUUCAUUUGGAAGCUGUUUUAUGCAGAGUACUUGCUCUUGCCUUUUUUGAAGUGA
Messenger RNA from Microthlaspi erraticum, 1179 nucleotides. NCBI's taxonomy places the organism in Eukaryota, Viridiplantae, Streptophyta, Magnoliopsida, Brassicales, Brassicaceae. The record is from the annotation of a GenBank genome assembly.